Messenger RNA from Gymnodraco acuticeps, 1221 nucleotides. RefSeq lists its product as uncharacterized. NCBI's taxonomy places the organism in Eukaryota, Metazoa, Chordata, Actinopteri, Perciformes, Bathydraconidae. The coding region runs from base 181 to 1221 and encodes 346 amino acids. The transcript is spliced from 4 exons. The record is from RefSeq and is a predicted model, not a curated record.
UCCCCUGAAGCUCAGGCCUCACAAUUGUUAUCCUGGCCCACAGUUUUUGUGGUUCCUAAGCUCACCUACGAGGCUGAAUUUGAGCUUCAUCUACAGAAUGCAGAGUUUGAGACAACUGGUACAUACUUCCAGCCUGGCCUAAAGCUGAAAGGAGUCAUUCUUGAUGGCCUAGCCCAAGAAAUGAUCAAAUUCACAAAAUAUCCAAAAGACUAUCAGUGUGAAGAGGUAGCUGCAGCGUUGACGAGGGCCCACCCUUGUUUGGGGCAGCUAGGAUCCAAGAUAGGAUUUGGGGGGUGGAAACAGUCUCUUAAGUACAAAAUGCAAAACUAUCGUACAAAGCUUGGCCGUCUUGGACAUCCUGAAAUCCUUGUGAACUCCUUAAAGCACAAGAAAACAGGCCAAGGCAAAGCUGCAGCAAACAUAAAAAAAACAAGAAAAGCUGAAAUAAACUACAUUCCUCUGCACCCAAAAGGCGAAACCACAGAAAGCUUGGAGAACGAGAGAAUUGCCUUAUUGUCAGAACUGAAAAAGCGUGACAAUGAAGUGGUGAUAAAAGCAAAAAUGGAAAAAACCUUCUCUCACAGACGCCUUGAGAUUGUGGAGCAAAGGCCUUUGAUAGGGGACUUCAAAUGCAGAUGGCCUGCUCUGUUUCAGCAGAGUGAAGUGAAUGCGGAGUUUUUGAGGAUCACAACAUCACCACUUCAAUCAAAGUUCAUGUGGCAGCUGGACCACUUCUCAGACAAGCUCUUGAAGAUCUUCAAGACCAAAGGAGGACUAAAGGGCCACAAAAUCAAGGAAGCCCUUGCAAUAUCAGAUUUGUUUGAAAACAUCCACAUCAAGAGGGGGUGCAUCCUGCGAAGCAUCGCGAUCUACCUCAACGAGGAUCCAGACUAUUUUUUUAAGGAGUAUCAGGCCACUGCCUCUGAAGAUGCCAAGAGGGACAUGGCAAACACAGUCAUGGGCAUAUACACACUUCAAAGAGAUGUGGAUGGGCAGCAAGAGGACGUGGGAAUUGUCAUCGAAGGCAAUAUAGUCAUGGACAACUUGGGCAGCGUGAUUGUGGGGUUUGUCAUGCUAUUGGGACUUAUUUAUGCCCUGGAUUUGAGCUUUCCGGACAACCUCAAACACACCUUCGAGUUCAUGCAGAAGGUAGUGAUGAAUCUGGAUGGGCACAAGCUGAAUGGUAAAAUCGAAAGUCUGAAGAUCAAGUUGUUCGAUUGA